Messenger RNA from Amaranthus tricolor (Joseph's coat), 906 nucleotides. RefSeq names its product ethylene-responsive transcription factor ERF098-like. The transcript has a single exon. Gene Ontology annotation, molecular function: DNA-binding transcription factor activity; DNA binding. Bases 107 to 517 code for a protein of 136 amino acids. The record is from RefSeq and is a predicted model, not a curated record. NCBI's taxonomy places the organism in Eukaryota, Viridiplantae, Streptophyta, Magnoliopsida, Caryophyllales, Amaranthaceae. Gene Ontology annotation, biological process: ethylene-activated signaling pathway; regulation of DNA-templated transcription.
CCAUAUAUUCAUCAUAUAUAUCCACAUUAAAAUCUUCAUAUUGCAACCCUAAAUUCUAAACUUACAUUUUACAUAAAAAUUAACAUUAAAAACUACCCAUAAAAAAAUGGAGGGAUACAAUAAUAAUAAUAAUAAUAACAAAGAAAGUUCAGCCUUAAAGUAUAGAGGUGUGAGGAGACGUCCAUGGGGUAAAUACGCUGCAGAGAUACGUGAUCCGAAGAGGAAUGGUGCUCGAUUGUGGCUUGGCACGUAUGAAACUGCCGAGGAGGCAGCUCGAGCUUAUGAUAGGGCGGCGUUUUCUUUGAGAGGUCAUCUUGCCAUACUCAAUUUUCCUAAUGAUCAACAUUAUCAUUCCAUGGAUGGUAGUUCUAACGUUUUUGGUAGAAGUUGUAAGGGAAAUUAUUCCUCCUCUUCAUCUUCAUUGUCUCAUCAUGAAGAUCCACAAGUUAUUGAGUUGGAGUAUGUUGAUGAUAAUGUGUUGGAGGAGCUUCUUGAUCAAAGGAGAUACAAGCUCUAGAAGUUGGGGAAAUUUAGGCUAUGACCACCCUUGCUUAUAUAUGGAUAUAUAAUAAAAUUAUUCGAUUAAAAAUCUUAUUAAAGUUGAAUCAUAUGAUAUUUUUUAAAAUAAUCAAAUUGAUUUACUACGUAUAUAUAGUACACAUAUAAAGAUGAGGGUGCAGUCUAUCCUGUACAACUAUCAUAAAUUGUCUCGGCUAGUUAGUUAGAAGAAGUUUUUUGUAUUAGUUAGAAUAGUUUUUAAUUAAUGUUCUGUUUAAACUUUUACUUAAUAUAAGUCAGAUUAAAUUUAUGAUGUAAUAUCUUAUAUGUUAGAAGCAUUUUAAGAGAUUUUAUAUUUUAUAGAAAACGGAACCUUUUGAACUGAAAUGGAGAAUUAUUUGAAGAUCA